Molecule: messenger RNA, 276 nt
Organism: Aspergillus fumigatus Af293
Lineage: Eukaryota; Fungi; Ascomycota; Eurotiomycetes; Eurotiales; Aspergillaceae
Exons: 2
Coding region: 1-276 (91 amino acids)
Source: RefSeq, a predicted model, not a curated record
AUGCGGGGUCGGCCGUCAUCUUCGCUCUCCAUCUACCGCGCCCACUCUGCCGACAUCAAUGACCAACCACCAGCAUAUCAGACUUUGCAUAGUUUCGUCACAGCUUCGCAACCAGCCUGUCUCGCCAUUGCCACAGCUAUUGCAGCCACCAGGGCCGGUAUUUCUGGGAACCUCACCAGAUUCGACACGAGACUCGAUACAAUCAGACAGUCCCUUCCAAGCCACUUUGGCUCCUGCAGACUCAAGCACCCUCGAUCGGACGGCAAGGCUACCUAG